CUCUCUUCGGCUACAGUAGUCUAGAGACAUGUCUAGUGCAUUGGAGGCUCGUUCCUUUCCCAGGAUCAAAGAGCUACGAGCCUAUGUGUCGUCUCCAGCUCAAUCUAAGCAAGGAGCUGAUUGCCAUGAUGUGGAAGAUGAGCACUGGAUAAAUGGAUUUCCAACUCCUAUCGCUAAUCCAAUGUCUGUGUAUCCUCAAUACAAAGCAUACCGUAAGUCUUGGGGAAUUAACGCUCUAGGAAGUGUCAUUGCAGAGGUAGAAGCAGACGAUGGAACGACUGGAGUGGGAGUAUCAAUUGGUGGAGCUCCUGCCUGCUUCAUCAUUGAAAAUCAUCUCAGUCGAUUUGUAGAAGGAGAAGAUCCCCGAAACAUUGAAUUGAUAUGGGAUCAGAUGUUUCGAUCCACUCUCAACUAUGGUCGCAAAGGAUUGCCAAUUCAGGCUAUCAGUGCUGUCGACUUGGCCCUUUGGGAUUUACUGGGGAAACUAAGACAAGAGCCUGUUUACUCAUUAUUGGGAGGCAAGACCAAAGAUCGCUUGCCGACCUACUGCACAACAGGUCGUCCUGAUAUUGCCAAGGAUCUGGGUUUUGUGGGAGCCAAAAUCCCUUGCCCAUAUGGACCAUCAGACGGAGAUACAGGUCUACGGAAGAACGUGGAGUUUUUCAAAGCAGCACGAGAAAAAGUUGGCGAAGACUUCCCUCUCAUGCUGGACUGCUAUAUGGCACUCACUGUUCCCUACUCUAUUCAGCUUGCCCGUCAGUUGUCUCCAUUAGGACUGAAAUGGAUGGAAGAGUUUCUUCCACCUGAUGACUACGAUGGAUACAGCCAAGUUCACAGUGCUCUAGCAGGUUGUGUCUUGUUGAGUACUGGUGAACAUGAGUAUACUCGCUAUGGCUUCCGACAACUCAUUGAAAAGAAAUGUGCCGAUAUUCUUCAGCCUGACAUCACAUGGGUGGGAGGUAUUACUGAAGCAAGACGCAUCGUAGCGAUGGCAUCAGCUCAUGAUUUACUCGUCAUUCCUCAUGGGUCCAGUGUAUUUUCUUAUCAUCUUCAGUAUGCAUUUACAAACUGUCCUAUAGCGGAGUACAUCAAUUUAAGUGCCAAGGCUGACACUAUUGUACCUUACUUUGGAGGUAUCUUUCCUGACGAACCAUUGCCAAAAGAUGGGUGGAUUGAUUUACCAGAAAAACCUGGUUUUGGAGUGACACUGAAACAUGCCAGUCUUCAUAGGCCACAUCCUCGUUCUGCAGAACAGGUUGAAAAGCAAGGGCAAGCAAACAGGAACAAGCCACUGCCAGCAAAAGCCAUGAUGACAUUUUAAUUCAUGACUACAGUAUUGCUGAUCAUUGUAAUAUUAGUGUCAGUCUCAUUUAUUACAGUUAACAGAGCCACGUGCCA
Messenger RNA from Corticium candelabrum, 1398 nucleotides. Its product is annotated as L-rhamnonate dehydratase-like. Gene Ontology annotation, molecular function: hydro-lyase activity; magnesium ion binding. NCBI's taxonomy places the organism in Eukaryota, Metazoa, Porifera, Homoscleromorpha, Homosclerophorida, Plakinidae. The transcript has 12 exons. The coding region runs from base 29 to 1321 and encodes 430 amino acids. The record is from RefSeq and is a predicted model, not a curated record. Gene Ontology annotation, biological process: amino acid catabolic process; carbohydrate catabolic process.